AGGGUCGGCGGCGGCGCCGGGAUUCUCAGCCUGCCCUGCCCGCCUGCCCGCCCGCCUGCCCGCCUGCCUCCUCCUCCGCCCGCCCGUCUCUCUCUCUCCCUCCGUCCACCCCGUGAUCCCGGGCGGGAGGGAGGGCGGGAGGGAGGGCUGCCGGGGGCGGGACUCGGCCUGGCCCGGCGUCUCCCCUCCCCUUCCCGGGUGGGCGCCGAACAAAGGAAGGCAGGCAGGCAGGCAGGCAGGCAAGGGGGCCCCUCCCUCCCUCCCUCCCUCCCUCCCGCCCUCCGGACCAAGAUGCCUCGGCUCCUGCCGCUCCCGGGACGGGAAAGGCCCGCUCCGCCCGCCCGGCUCCGGAUCCUGCUCCUCGCGCCCCUCGCGCUCCUCCUGCUCGGGGGCCACGGACACGCCGCCAGGGCUCAAAACUGGCGGAAUGAAAAUUUUGAGCGGCCCAUUGACCUAGAAGCCUCUGGAGAUGACGACUCCUUUGAAGAUGAAGAAAUGGAAGAAACGGAGGAUCUAUAUUCAGGCUCUGGCUCAGGGUAUUUUGAGCAGGACUCUGGCAUCAAGGCCGUCUUGCCGGUCACCACGGAGGUGCCCAUCGUCCUCACGACGACAACGGCCGCAGUCCUGCCCGUCACGUCGGUGCAGCCGGUCGGCAUCCCCUUUGUGCCCUUCCCCACGGAGGAAGCCACCGCCGGGCCAACCACAGGCGACCCCUUGACCCCCAGGAUGUCCGAGGCGCCGGCGGUCACCGUCCAGAAAGCAAGUGGCGCUCCCACCAUGGCCCCCACGACCCCGGCCAGCACCAAGCCCACAACGGUGUCCAGGGUCUUGGUGCCCUUCAUCACCGUCCUCGCCACAACGCAACCCGUCACACUCGAAACACCAACGGCUGUUGUCGUCACUAAGACGGAAGCCACCACGUCUCUUCCAGUGACCACCAGCGUCACAAAGGUCAGACUGAUGCCAACACUCAGCACAUCACAGGAGCCAGAGGUCAGCGAGGAAAGCACCACGCCGCUGCCGCCUUUGAGCCCCACGGCAUCCACCGAAUCCGUCCAGACGGACCCCCUCGAUGUGGGCCUUUCCACAGCAAUAACGAGUCGCGACCCAGAGCCGCCCGUCAGCGGGGACUUUGAAAUCCGCGAGGAGGAGGACGUGGCUCCAACCGAGCUCAGCAAUGAAGUGGCCCCCCUGGUCACUCCGGCGGCCGGACCGGUGCUGAGGAAGAACGUGGAGACGGGGCUCAUCGACAAUACCAUCGAGUCUGGAAACUCGGCUGCGCAGCUUCCCCAGAAAAAUAUCCUCGAGAGAAAAGAAGUCCUCAUAGCGGUGAUCGUGGGCGGGGUGGUCGGCGCCCUGUUUGCGGCCUUCCUGGUGAUGCUGCUCAUCUACCGGAUGAAGAAGAAGGACGAGGGGAGCUACACGCUGGAGGAGCCCAAGCAGGCCAGCGUCACGUACCAAAAACCCGACAAGCAGGAGGAGUUCUAUGCGUAGACUGGAGCCUCGCGUGCCUCACUUUCCCUUCCUGUCUCGAUGCCGCCCUUUUUUAAAGGCUCUCCCUCGCUGUUUGCGCAGACUCGUUCCAACCAGGCGUGUGAACUUUCACCAGGAGGAGAGAAGGAGGCUUUCCAUCGUUCUUUGCAAGAAAGAGGCCGUUUUUCAAAAAAGUAUUGCACGUCUUUAAAAGGUAAACAUUGUUCCGGAGGAGAAAGCAUGGAAAAGAAGGAGCGCUGGCCUUCCUGUGGCCGAUUCCGUCCCGCUUCCUUGGAUGAAUGUCUGAACUGGUAAGUUUGCCAGAAACGUCCUGGAUUCAGAUCACGCUCAGGACUAGAGACUUGGUCUUGGUUUUGUUUUUUACCGCGACGGACACUUUUGCUUUUUCCGGCACUUUGUAGGACUACUACUCUUUGUAACAAGGUUUGGAUUUCGAGGGCAAGGAGGAGUCAAAGCCUUCCAACACCGGCUCCCAAAUCGAACCGAGCCUUGCGUUGCUGCACCAGAGAGCGAACAUGUGAGCAUUGCGCAUGGCUCUCUCUCGGGUGGCACUUCCUGCUCACCACCGGGCAUUGCAGGAUUUGUUGUCGAAGGCAUUCAUGGCCAGAAUCAUAGGGUUGUUAUGUGUUUUCUGGGCUGUGUGGCCAUCUUCCAGGAGCAUUCUCUCCUGACGUUCCGCCCACAUCUAUGGCAGGCAUCCUCAGAGGUUGUGAGGUCUAUGGCAGGAUUGUCCCGGGCUUCCCGCAGUCUCUCGUUUGGUAUUUUGUCCAGCCGUGCCUCAACAUUGGAAACUCAGUCGUAUUGGAAGGAAGUUGAUUAAGGGACACUUUUCUAGGCUGUUACUAAUAGGAGUACGGGGAUCGAUGUGUGGGCGGGAGGAGGGCCAGCUGUCUUCUCAAUCUGUACAAAUAGUUCGUAACUACGUACAUAUCAACAAGUCCUUUCCUUCUUCGCCAGGGAGUGAGGACAAAGUGGUGCAAAGCACUUCUGCAAAUGUGUUCAAUCACUGGGUUGCUGUGAGUUUUGUUUGCUGUCUGGCCAUGUUCCAGAAGCAUUCUCUCCUGACGUUUCGCCUGCAUCUAUUCGUACCAGAAUCUGAGGACGCCUGCCAUAGAUGUGGGCGAAACGUCAGGAGAGAAUGCCUCUGGAACAUGGCCAGGCAGCCCGCAAAACCCACAGCAACUCACUUCUACAAAUGUUUGAUCCUAUAUGAUUGCAAAAAGAAAUUAGUGCCCAGAAGGUGAUUAAAUAUUUACGUGACUAACAGGGCUUUCAAACUUUUAUUUAAGCAAAUUAGCAUUUUUGUUGGUAACUUGGGUGAGCAAUGGAUGAGGCUGACGGGCGGAUUUGCAGGCAGUAUAUUAAGCCCCAAAGAAAGGAUUGGAUCAAUUGGAACAUUGGAUUGUGUGCAGUUAAUUAUGACAUAUCUUAAAGUCAUGCUAUGUGCAGUUACCGUAAGUGUGGCAUGUCUUAAAGUCAUGUUAUGCGCAGUUACCAUAACUUGACAUAUCUUAAAGUCAUGCUAUGCGCUGUUGCUGUAAUUAUGACAUAUCUUAAAUUCAUGUUAUGCGCAGUUACAUAACUGUGACAUAUCUUAAAGUCAUGCUAUGCGCACUUGCCGUAACUAUGACAUAUCUUAAAUUCAUGUUAUGCGCAGUACCCGUAACUGUGACAUAUCUUAAAGUCAUAUUAUGUUCAGUUACCGUAACUGUGACAUAUGUUAAAGUCAUGCUAUGCGCAGUUACCGUGUGACAUAUCUUAAAGUCAUGUUAUGCGCAGUUACCGUAACUGUGACAUAUUUUACAGUCAUGUUAUGCGCAGUUACUGUAACUGUGAAAUAUCUUAAAGUCAUGCUAUGUGCAGUUGUCGUAACUAUAACAUAUCUUAAAUUCAUGUUAUGCGCAGUUACCGUAACUGUGACAUAUCUUAAAGUCAUGCUAUGCGCAGUUACUGUAAGUGUGACAUAUCUUAAAGUCAUGUUAUGCGCAGUUGCCGUAACUAUGACAUAUCUUAAAUUCAUGUUAUGCGCAGUUACGUAACUGUGACAUGUGUUAAAGUCAUGCUAUGUGCCGUUACCGUAACUAUGAAUUAUCUUACAGUCAUGCCAAGCGUAGAACCAAAAACAACACAAAGGAAAUGCAGCAUGAGAAAAGAAAUUGGCUAACUUAUGAAAAAACAAUCAUGUUUUAUGGAAUGCCUCCUAGUCGGACGCUGUUGCGAAGCAUCUGUUGCUCCUGGCAAAUGUCUAUUCAUCAGCAACGGCUGAGCACUGUAUGCGUAACGUCUGGUUAGAGUGCUGUUGACCCUCUCUGGUCACAUUUCAAUGGCGUGUCAACAACUGGGAGAGGGUUGGGUGUUGAAUUCGAAAGGAGGUAAUGAGCUUGGCACACAUGAUGCACAAUGGGGAGCUCGGGACCUUAGUUAACUCAGAAGGAGGAGGAGGAGGGAAUGUGCAGACAAGCCAUGUUCAUGUUUUUCAAAGACAGACCAAUGGAUUGAAAGGCGAGGCGGAAGGAGUUGGCCUCGACAAAAGAUCUUUGUUUUUAAUUGUGUUUAGAAGUUUCUUCCCUGCCGGGUCCAGGGAAUGGCCUGACGGCAGAGACUAGAAAUUAGUCUUGUGCAUUCGUAUGGCAUCGCAAUUCAUUUCAUUUUGUUCUAUUCAUUUCGGCCCGUUUUUGUUUUCGUCUCCGCUUCUGAAAACGGGGCGCCUACCCGAAUGGGAUUUUUGUCUCAUGUCCGAAAAAAACUGAUUUUUUUUUAACCAUUGGCAGCAAUGGGAGGGCUUCCGAGGCUCCCCCCCCCCUCAGUUUUAGGGCUAGAGGGGUGAAAAUAGCCACAUAUGUAGGCCAUAUCGACCCCUUUUACCCCUGAUUUCUAGCAAUGUUUUCCCUCAGAGAUCAGCCUAUUGAGUGUCUCAUUCAACGGUGCUCCACAGCCGGUGCCUGAAGUUCUCUUCUCUGCCUUGACCUGCUAAUUCUCCAUGCAAGGAGUCUUGCUGCUUCCUUGAGGUUGUAAAGUAGGCAUGGGCCAACUUCGGCCCUCCCUCCAGGUGUUUUGGACUUCAACUCGCACAAUUCCGAACAGCCUACCGGCUGUUCGGAAUUGUGUGAGUUGAAGUCCAAAACACCUGGAGGGAGGGCCGAAGUUGGCCCAUGCCUGGUGGUAAAGCAACUACAUUAUUCUUGGCAAUAAGCUCUCCAUUGCAGUUGUUCUCAACCUUUGGUCCUCCAGGUGUUUUGUACUCCAACUCCCAGAAUAAUAAUAUAUAAUAAUAAACUUCAUUUAUAGUCCGCUCUAUCUCUCCGGGGGGACUCAGAGCAGAUUACAGAAUACAUACAUGGCAAACCAAUGAGUCUGUGGGCCGUAAUGAAUGUUAUUGUUGUUGUAUGUGGCAAAAAUGCAAUGCCACUACACAAUGAAUAACAAAGACAGACAAUACACAAACAGAGGCAAGGCUUCUCACUUUUUCAUCUCUGGCAUCUGGAGGCUGUGCUUGACUCGGCCAUGAGGAGGUGCUCUUGUUCCACUUUCCUCAUUGAUACUUUCCUGAUCGAAUCUGCCACAUGUUUUUUCAGGGGCGCUUUUUACCUUUCCGCUGAAACGGUACCUAUUGAUCUACUCACAUUGCUAUUUUCAGACUGCUAGGUAAGCAGAAGCUAAGGCUCACCCCGACCCGCAGCCAGAAGUCCCGGCCAACUUACUAGCUGUUAGGAAUUGUGGGAGCUGAAGUCCGAAACACCCGGAGGACUAAAGAUUGAGAACCACUGCUCCACUGUGCUAGCAAGCUAGGCUUCAAUCCAAUUGGUAGUCUCCAUUUAAGUACACCAGUUGAACCAAUGGCAUUUACGUAAGGACAGACUUACCACUUUUGCACUGCUCUUGUUGGUUCUAACAGAUUCUCACAAGGUGAUGUAUCCUGUCAACAUGGCUGCCAUGUUGUCAUUUCUUCUCUCCUUUUCUGUCAUUCCUCUUCUUCCCAAACGUGUGAUCUCCUCUCACUUCCUAGUGAAAGCUAUUUAGAAAUGUUGCUUGACUCAACAACAUUAGAUUUUUCCAACAUGAGAGUUCAAAAGGCUUUUGGUUUCUAGAGAAAGGUCCCUACUAUACAUUUUUGGCGUGUGUUGGAGUGAACUACAGCUUGCAGAAUGUAUAAGAACAAGGUCUGUUUGGAGACAACAUGCAUAGAUUGGGACAUGUAUGUGCAUUCAAUAUCGAUUUUAACAUGUACAUAAAUGAGACCGAUGAUCCUUAUUGUGGGCUGUUAGGAAUUGUGGGAGUUGAAGUCCAGAACACCUGGAGGGCUGAGGUUUGACCAUGCCUGGUUUAACCUGUGGUCAAACUGGCUUGAAAGGUUGACCUCAGAUUAUUAUUAUUAUUGUUAUUAUUAACACCACUUUAUUUAUAUUUUGCCCUAUCUCUCCAAGGGGACUCAUGGCCUAUCACAGUACACAUACACGGCAAACAUUCAGUGUCGUUUGGAGACAGGACAGAACAAGACAGACAGAAGGAGGCAUGUAGUCUUGAAGUCCAGUGUUUUUGGUGCUUUGGAGGUUGAGGUUGUGCUCAGAUUCAGCCACAGGGGGUGCUGUUGCUCAUUCUCUAUGACGAAGAACCUUCAGGACUUCCUCCUUCCGCUUUCCUUUUGGUCGCCGGCAUUUCUGGUCUUGUUCUUUAUGGCGUCGUAAAAUGCCUCCCCCUCUUUUUAGUGGUACCUAAUAUCUCUACUUACAGCUUAUAAGCUGUUUUCGAACUGCUUAGGUAAACUGUGAGCUGGGCUUGAUGGUUGAGUGCUCACCCCGGCCGGGCUUCGAACUGGCCACCUUUCAGUUGGUAGAUCUUACGACUGCUGGUGAUUUAUCAGCCCAGCUUGGUGUGUUAUUUGGAUGCCUCAGGUUAAUGCAAUUCCUAUACUUCAUUAUACACGAGUGUCAGUGCAGCCAUCGUCACAAGUUUUGGAAUCCAGGGAAGGUCCUUCUGACUAUGUCCUUCUGACCAGUAUCUCAUUCUCUUUGCUUUGCUGGAAUUGUUCUUCCAUAUGAGAAAGGAAUUGCAACUUAAAUAUCCCUCCUGUCAGGACACACAUUUUGAACACAACGCAGAGCUAGUGAACUUGACGCUGACUCUUUCCGAUGUUUGCAUUGCCCUGAGAUCCGUUGCGCACUUCCACACAUUCUUCUGAAGGCCUCCACCAUUCAGGUCCCAUUGCCUCAAUAUGUGUGGAUCAUCAUAUUUACAACCGACAAUCAAUUCACAUGAGAAGCAAAAAAAUAACCCUCCCCAAAUCCACUUGUUUACACUGUUUUAUAAAACUGAUUUCUAAACACGCACCAACAACAAAAACCCUGUCACUUGAACAACUUCGCUGCUUUUGUACCUCCAAAGCAAAAAUAUAACCAUUUUUUUGUAAAUAAGAAUAUCAUAUAAAUAUAUAUAUAUAUAUAACUUCAGAAAAACCAAGGAACUAGAAUAAUUUUAAUCGCGAAAUGUACAUACAUGGUGAAAGUUAUUUGAAAAACCGCCAGGACGAUGGGAAACCUGUUAGGUUAGUUAAGUAUUAAGCGGGAUCCUGUUCUGCAAACACAGGAGAGCGAUGCAUGUACAUAUUUUUAAAUGUGUCUUCAAACAGUCCUUUUUGGUAUGUGUAUAUAACUCUUCUAGAAAUUAGUACCCAAAUUGCUAUUUAGUGUGUCGAAAAAUGGAAGUCGGAGGUCAAAGGUUUUUAACAAAUGUUUUUUGGGUUUUGUUUUUUUUGUCCACGGACAAAAGGUUCAUAUCAUGUUUUUAAAGAAACCUUUUGCCCGUGUAGCAUUGUAAUGUUAACGUCUAUUUUUUUUUUUAUUCCUGCUGUGUUGUGCUCAUUUAUAAGAAGGAACAGAAUAAACGCAAAUGUUGACAUCGGAA
This is a messenger RNA of Anolis carolinensis (green anole), 7395 nucleotides long. It is a transcript of the gene sdc3, whose product is annotated as syndecan 3. The record is from RefSeq and is a predicted model, not a curated record. The transcript is spliced from 5 exons. Gene Ontology annotation, biological process: cell migration. Gene Ontology annotation, cellular component: membrane; cell surface. Lineage: Eukaryota; Metazoa; Chordata; Lepidosauria; Squamata; Anolidae. The coding region runs from base 292 to 1494 and encodes 400 amino acids.